Molecule: messenger RNA, 549 nt
Organism: Chironomus riparius
Lineage: Eukaryota; Metazoa; Arthropoda; Insecta; Diptera; Chironomidae
Source: the annotation of a GenBank genome assembly
AUGAGUAGUCCGUUUCAGGGAAAACGACGUAUUGACACGGACUUGAUAAAGCUCAUUGAAUCGAAACAUGAGGUCACAAUACUUGGUGGCCUCAACGAAUUUUGUGUCAAAUUUUAUGGACCUAAAAAUACGCCAUACGAGAAUGGCGUAUGGAAAAUUCGAGUUCAUUUGCCGGAGCAUUAUCCUUUUAAAUCGCCAUCAAUUGGAUUUAUGAAUAAGGUUUAUCAUCCGAAUAUUGACGAAGUGUCAGGAACAGUUUGUCUUGAUGUUAUUAAUCAAAGUUGGACCGCAUUAUAUGACCUUUCAAAUAUCUUCGAAUCAUUUUUACCACAAUUAUUAACGUACCCAAAUCCAGUUGAUCCACUUAAUGGAGAUGCAGCGUCAUUAUAUUUGCAUAAGCCAGAAGAUUACAAAAAGAAAGUAGCAGAUUAUGUACGUCGAUUCGCCACUGAAGAAGCUCUUCGUGAGACCGAGAGUAAAGAAGACAGUUCCGACUCGGAAGUAUCAGAUUUUAGUGAUGAAGAUGAAGCGAAAGAUAUGGAGCUAUGA